This is a messenger RNA of Cannabis sativa, 876 nucleotides long. RefSeq lists its product as uncharacterized. Gene Ontology annotation, biological process: SRP-dependent cotranslational protein targeting to membrane, translocation; post-translational protein targeting to membrane, translocation. The transcript has 5 exons. NCBI's taxonomy places the organism in Eukaryota, Viridiplantae, Streptophyta, Magnoliopsida, Rosales, Cannabaceae. Gene Ontology annotation, molecular function: ribosome binding; transmembrane protein transporter activity; signal sequence receptor activity. The coding region runs from base 1 to 876 and encodes 291 amino acids. Gene Ontology annotation, cellular component: membrane; Sec61 translocon complex. The record is from RefSeq and is a predicted model, not a curated record.
AUGGUGCGCCAAUUACCAUUGUAUGGUAUUCAAUCUAUAACUGCCACGGAUCCAUUCUAUUGGAUGUGUAUAAUUCUUGCAAGCAGUCGUGGCACUGUUAUGGAACUCGGGAUAACACCGAUCAUAACAUUAGGCUUUGUAAUGCAAUUGCUUGUUGGCUCAAAAAUCAUUCGAGUUGACAAUAAUGUCCGCGAGGAUCGGGCUCUUCUAAAUGGAGCACAAAAAUUACUGAGUAUAUUGAUAGCCAUUGGUGAAGCUGUUGCUUAUGUUUGCUCAGGAAUGUAUGGAAGUGUUGAUCAAAUUGGAAUUGGAAAUUCCAUCCUUAUUAUUUUUCAACUCUUCUUUGCUUCCAUUAUUGUCAUAUCCCUAGAUGAGCUUCUACAAAAGGGUUAUGGCUUAGGCUCAGCUAUUUCACUUUUCAUCACAACAAACAUUUGUGAGAAUAUAAUAUGGAAGGCGUUUAGCCCAGUCACUAUUAGCAAUAGUGGCCGCGGAGUUGAGUUUGAAGGUGCUGUUAUAGCUCUAUUCCAUCAAUUAUUAACCCGAACAGACAAAGUUGGUGCUCUUCGCGAAGCAUUUUUUAGGCAAAAUUUGCCUAAUGUCACGAAUUUGCUCUCAACUAUCAUGAUUUUCCUCGUUGUUGUCUACUUUCAAGGGUUUCGUGUUCUUCUUCGAGUGAGAUCGAAGAAUGCUCGUGGACAACAAGGCUCAUAUCCUAUCAAAUUGUUUUACACCUCCAACAUGCCUAUUAUACUUCAAUCUGCACUUGUUUCCAACAUUUACUUUAUCUCUCAGUCAUACCAGUUUUUAGUUGUUAAGUGUCUAUUAAGCCCGUUAAGUGCCAGCUUAGAAGCACGUGACAAUAUAUUUCUUUAG